AUGGUUUGUCUAGCUUCCGUUUAUGGAAAAUGGGUGGUGAUGGAAGACAAGACAUGGAAUUUUGAGGUCGAUAAAGGAAAAGGAGGGAGGAUGUUCUACUUGCGUGAUGGUUGUACACAUGAGGAGCUCCUUACAAUGGUACAAGCUGACUAUAUGCUGGAUAUGGAACCAGAGCGGGUGGAGUUAUCCUAUCCAUUACCAGAUGUUAUGCUCCAUCAAAUGCCCUCUGACUUUCCUCCUAUGUACAUCACCAACGAUGGGCAGGUCCAUAGCUUGAUAGAGACAUGCAAAACGCAUGUGCUGCGCCUUUGCAUCUCUGUUGGAAACAAGGAUAAAGGUCAGCAGAGAGAUGAGGAUAACUAUGUCGAUGAAGAUAACUAUGUGGAUGAGGAUGAGUAUGAAGAGGAGGAGGAACUUUCAGAUGUAAACUGGGAUGCAAAUUCAGAUGAAGAAGUUGAGGAAGAGUAUGAUGAUGCAGGGGACGAUGACUAUGUGGAUGAAGAUUUUGCAGGAAAGAAAGCUGAAGACACGGACGCAGACUAUAGUGAGUAUGGGAAAGUUCAAGAUGAAGAUGAUUGGGAGAAAAAACGCUUUGAAGAAAGGCUUCGCAGAGGUGAUUUGAAUGGUCAUGGGGUAGGAUUCGAUGGGUCAGGCGAUAUAUCAGUUGGCCAGAGCUAUGUAAGCAAGAAUGAUCUCAUAUCUGCCUUGCGAGUGAAGGCAGUGAAGUCUAGAUUCGCCUUCAAGGUUUCUAAGUCUACUACCAAGCUCUAUGUGGCAAAAUGUUUUGUAGAUGGAUGCAAAUGGAUGUGCAGAGCUGCUAUAAAGAAUGAGGCAAAGAGGUUCUUUGUCACAAAGUAUGUCAAGGUUCAUACAUGCUCUGUGGUGGACCGUGCUCGAUUCCGCAAGGGAUGUACUCCAAGAGCUUUAAAAGCUGCCCAACUUUUUGUUAGGGGAACACCAGAAGCUGGAUAUGCGGCUUUGCCCUCGUACUUGCGAAGAGUGAAGCAGUCAAACCCGGGCUCCGUGACUGACCUUGUAUGUGAGGCUAAUGGUCAAUUCAAAUACUGCUUCUUGUCCUUGUAUGCUUCAAUGGUUGGCUUUCAGUACUUGAGACGUGUUAUUGUGGUAGAUGGGACUCAUCUAACUGGAAAGUAUGGAGGAACAUUGCUGGUUGCAGCCGGACAAGAUGCUAAUUUUCAGGUUUUCCCGUUGGCAUUUGGGAUUGUAGAUGCCGAGAAUAACGAAUCAUGGGGGUGGUUUAUGAACAAGUUGCAGCAAUGCUUUUCAUCUCAUCACAUGGUCAUUAUUUCGGACAGGCACCCCUCCAUACCUAAUGCAUGUCUCAAUGUUCUACCUUGGGUAACCAGAGGUAUUUGUUACUACCAUCUUCAGGGAAACAUUGUCUCAAAGUCAGAGCUGGGUGCAAAGGAUUUGAUGUACUUGGUGAAAGGAGCUGCAUACGCCCAUACGCUGAGAGAGUAUAACCGUUGCAUGGCAUCAAUCCGGGCUGCUAAACCUGCACUUGCGAACUACUUAGAGUUAGCAGAUCCUAAGUUAUGGUCCAGAGUACAUUUUCCAGGGGAUAGAUACAAUAUAAAGACAAGUAACAUUGCUGAAUCUAUCAAUUCCGCAUUGAAGAGAGCAAAGGGCUUUCCAAUACCGUAUCUGCUGCAAUUCAUCCGGGAGAAGUUGGGGGUUUGGUUUGCCAAAAGGCGAGAGGACGCCUUGAGUCUUCAGACCCCAUACAGCAAGGGAGUUGAAUAUUUGCUAGCUAUUCGUACACACCACGCAGAAACAUACACUGUGGAACACAUAGAUGGAUGGACUUUCAAUGUUAUAGGCGGAGGAGGGCAUUAUAUUGUGAAUUUGGAAAACCGUUCCUGCGAAUGUGGUGUAUUCCAGAUUGAGAAAAUACCUUGUUCACAUGCGAUUGCAGCGUCUACUGAGGCAAACAUGCACAUUUCGCAAAACGUGUGUAUGACAUACACGAAAGAAUCUUUGUAUGCAACAUAUGCACGUCCCAUAUACCCGGAGCCUACAGAAGAUGCAGAGGAAGAAGAAGACAUUUGCUUACCUCCAGAAGUGGCGCCAACUCGUGGCCGGAAAAAGAAAUCAAGGUAUCUAACAUGGCUAGAAUUGUCAAGGAAGAGACAGCCCAAACCAAGGAAGGUCCACAAAGUUUAUAGCUGUUCGUUGUGCAGGGUUCCAGGACACACCCGACCUCAUUGUGUAAGCCAUUGA
This is a messenger RNA of Microthlaspi erraticum, 2241 nucleotides long. Lineage: Eukaryota; Viridiplantae; Streptophyta; Magnoliopsida; Brassicales; Brassicaceae. The record is from the annotation of a GenBank genome assembly.